Molecule: messenger RNA, 714 nt
Organism: Dermacentor albipictus
Lineage: Eukaryota; Metazoa; Arthropoda; Arachnida; Ixodida; Ixodidae
Product: cuticle protein 10.9-like
Cellular component (GO): chitin-based extracellular matrix
Molecular function (GO): structural constituent of chitin-based larval cuticle
Source: RefSeq, a predicted model, not a curated record
CUCAGUUCUAGUCUCCACACACCCCGAGGAUUUCCAUAGGAGCACCAGCAUCGCCCGGCGUCAGUUCCACGGCGGCAGCCUUUCGCUUUGAGGAGACUCGUCGUCGCAAAAGUUUACUGCCGGCCACACAGCAGGUCCAACUGCGGCUAUGCUUGCUCAGGCUUUCUUGAUCUCAUUCGUCCCUGUGGCCCUGGCUGGCGGUCAGUUCGGCUUCGGUGGCGGGUUCAACAGUGGAGCGUUUGGGCCAUCAUUCGCUGCCGCCACACAGUCAUUCGCCCGGCAGGAGCAGUACGGACCACCACAGCCGUACAGCUUCGGCUACGACAACGCUGAUGAGUACGGUACAAAGUCCUUCCACAAGGAGCAAGGUGACGCAUCGAAUACGAAGACGGGCGCCUACGGCUACUCGGACGCGAACGGUAUCUACCGCCAGGUGAAGUAUAUCGCCGACGCCGGCGGAUUUCGGGCCAAGAUCGACACCAACGAGCCCGGUACCGAGCCCGGAGCCACCGCUGACGCAGUCUACAGUGGGAGGCCGCUUCCUGCUGGUCCGCAAUACCGUGUGAUCGGUGGUUCUUCCCGCCUGUCGGCUCCCUAUACAAGUGCUUCAACUUACGGUUUCGGCUACGGCCGCCAAGGUCCAUGGGCCGGCUAAUGAGAAUGCUUUAAUGUAAUAGAGAAUGGGUACUGCUGAAAGCAGUUAAAGCCUAUGAA